Linum trigynum is the source of this 579-nucleotide messenger RNA. The record is from the annotation of a GenBank genome assembly. Lineage: Eukaryota; Viridiplantae; Streptophyta; Magnoliopsida; Malpighiales; Linaceae.
AUGACGUCGUCGUCAUCAUCGUUCUUUGCUUCUCAUCUCUCCGUCGUCCCGCAGCGCGUCCCACUAUCCUCUGCUCACUUCCGGCCACUCCACUCAAAUUCAGUUGGGUUUGUCGUUAAAUCAAGUCUGGAGAACGAUGGUUCCGCUCCUGAAAGUUCGGGAACUUCAGACUUUCCAGUCACACCAAAGGAAUCCCAAACAUCAACAUCAAGACGUUGGUGUCUUACGUGUAUAUGUUCAACUGUGGCUUUGAUCGGUAAUUCCUCAGUUUCGCUUUCUGUGCCAAGGGCAAAUGCUUCAGAUGGAAAAGAAAAGCCUGUGUGCCGUAAUUGUCAGGGCUCUGGUGCUGUACUUUGUGACAUGUGUGGUGGUACUGGCAAAUGGAAAGCCCUCAACAGGAAGCGUGCGAAAGAUGUCUAUGAGUUCACAGAAUGCCCUAAUUGCUAUGGUAGAGGUAAACUUGUGUGUCCUGUCUGUUUGGGCACUGGUUUACCGAAUAAUAAAGGUCUUCUUAGAAGGCCUGAUGCAAAACAGCUGCUUGAUAAGAUGUACAAUGGUCGGUUAGUGCCCAACUCAUAA